Messenger RNA from Dermacentor andersoni, 2361 nucleotides. The record is from RefSeq and is a predicted model, not a curated record. Lineage: Eukaryota; Metazoa; Arthropoda; Arachnida; Ixodida; Ixodidae.
ACAGAGUGCGCAUGCGUGAUCAUUCAGCAACGUUCUGUCUCAGAAAGACGCUAGUGCUCCGGAGCGUCGUCACCAGGCAUGACUGAACAACGAAAAGGUGGACACACGCCUCCCGUGUUUGCCUUCAUCGAAGAAGCAACCCCGGGUACAAGCCGUGAAGGCGGCGAGGGAGCCUCAGGCACUUGCAACGAUUACCCUGCGUAUAUUGACGAGUACAUCAAUGACGCGUUGAAGGCGUUGAACCGCCAGACUGAUGCCACUGACGUCAAUGAUGCCACUGACAGCGGAAGCACCAACUACGCACCUGUUGUGUCCACCGCUAGUACCGAUCACGCCUGGCCCAGAACGAGCCACGAUGGCAUCGAGAAACUAUCGUCUACUACGAAAGACACCGCGAGCAAUUCUGACGAUGCCUGGCGUUACCAAUGGAACACUCAGCCGAGGCGAAUAACCGGCGGUACCUACAACGUCGACAGUGUCACUGACAAUGGUAGCACAAGUUACCUGCACCUGGGGUCCAGCAACAGCUUUGAUCACGCAUGGCCCAGCACAAGCCGCACAGGCAUGGAGGAAGCAUCAGCCAUUAUUGAAGGCGGCGCCAGAAUUCCUGAGACAACCCGUGUUCACCAACGGAACCCGCAGUACCACCCGGCUGAUGGCGGAUCUACCGACUGUGGCCAUAUACGUAACACAGCAACCGGAAGCACUGGUUUCACACUUCCGGUCUACAGCAGCAGCGGCGACGUUGACGCAGUGGCCAGUACUAGCUAUGCUCCAAUGGGGGAACCAUCGGACAUUUUUGGAAACGAUGCUUGCAAUUCUGACGACACCUGGCGUUGCCAAUGGAGCACUCAGCACAGGCCAAUAACCGACGGGACUUACUACGUCGACGGUGUCACUGACAAUGGUAGCACAAGUUACCUGCACCUGGGGUCCAGCAACAGCUUUGAUCACGCAUGGCCCAGCACAAGCCGCACAGGCAUGGAGGAAGCAUCAGCCAUUAUUGAAGGCGGCGCCAGAAUUCCUGAGACAACCCGUGUUGACCAAUGGAACACGCACUACCACCUGGCUGAUAGCACAUCCACCGACUGCGGGCAUACAGGCCACACAGAAACCAGAAGCACUGGCUUCACACUUCCGGUCUACAGCAGCAGCAGCCCAGUGGCCAGUACAAGCUACGCGCGCAUGCAGGAACCAUCGGGCAUUUUUGGGAACGAUGCUUGGAAUGCUACUGGAACAGGAGGGAGGGAACAGCAAGAGUUGUCCGGUGCAUGUUCCAAUGUUGCCAGCAGACAGAAUGCCUUACACGGGCACACCAAGGAACACACGGGCGAUAGAGCCCACACUUACAAAGGAGGUGAUUCUGUGAAACACUGCCGGAAUACACCAGGCAAAAACCACAAAUGCGCAGCCUGCGGCAAAAUGUUCCACCGGGCUAGUCUUCUUGCCUCACAUUACCGCACGCACACAAACGAGAAACCGUACAAAUGCGAAAUAUGUGAAAAAUCGUUUCGGCAAUCUCAUCAUCGAGAUAUCCACAAACGCAUACAUACAGGCGAGAGACCGUACACUUGCAAAACAUGUGGUAAAUCAUUCGCGGACUCGUCGCAUCACCGUACACACAGCUACACUCACACAGAGGAAAAAUGCCAUGUCUGUCAGAAGUGUACUAAACCAUUCAAAACCAAAGAUAGCCUCAAACAUCAUCACAAAUGGUGCUAUGGGGACAGAGCUUUCGUUUGCGAGAUAUGUAAUGCAUCCUUCAAGAACAACGCAGGUCUCGGUCGUCACCGUCUAAGCCACAUGGAUGAAACCCCGUAUUAGUGUACGCAGAGCGCAUUUGCUUCCGCAGAGAAAGCCUUUGACGUACAGCUGUACCAGAAUAUUGCCUGCUAAUUAUGUGGAGAUGCAUUCGGAGACGACGAUCAACUUAUUACACACUUCGGGACACACAUGGGUGUGCAGACAUAAUAGUCUGACUAGUGCGCAAUUAACGAAAUCGCCCGCGGCUUUUGCAUACCAACGUGAAAGUGAAGCAGUGCAGGGAAGCAACGCUGAUAAUCUUUCAGAGGAUCCACGAGCUAACUAAACGCAUUGUGUGUAUAAGCCGUCUUUUUUUGACGUGUAAAGCGGCCUAGUAAAAUGAGUGAUGUGAACGAUGCCAUCUGGUUUCUGCAAAUUAUAAGAAUAGACGUCGUCGCCAGAAGUAUUUGGGCUGCUUCAAUGUCGAAGUAUACGGCAGAUCCUAGCCAGCGCUUACUGCUUGUAUAACUGCAUUUGUUUUUCACGAACGCAGCAUUAGCAAAUUUAUUUCAAGACAAAUCCUUAUGGGCUGCAAGUUUCUGUUUUAUGUAAUCACAA